Messenger RNA from Corticium candelabrum, 2369 nucleotides. RefSeq lists its product as uncharacterized. Gene Ontology annotation, biological process: negative regulation of double-strand break repair via homologous recombination; interstrand cross-link repair; replication-born double-strand break repair via sister chromatid exchange. The coding region runs from base 164 to 2182 and encodes 672 amino acids. The record is from RefSeq and is a predicted model, not a curated record. Lineage: Eukaryota; Metazoa; Porifera; Homoscleromorpha; Homosclerophorida; Plakinidae. The transcript has 2 exons. Gene Ontology annotation, cellular component: Fanconi anaemia nuclear complex.
CAAUGAAGAAGCUUACACGAGCAACGGACAGCUAGCGGUUGCUUUACGUUUGAGGAAAGAGAGUUGGAAACAAUUUGUUCUGUGUGAUAUCAAUGAGCCUCUCACAGUGACCAUUCAGAAUGAAUCUCAAAUAUGCUGGUUGACGGAGAGUGGAAGCAUUGGAAUGGUAACAAGUCUAUCUAUUCUAUCACAAAACGACAAACAGUUUACAAUACUCACAACAACCGUUGAAGACAUUAAAUUGUCUGAAAUGUCAUCGUUGUGGCUACCAGAUGUAACAUUUUCUGGUCACUGUCAGCCUCACAUAGCAAUUAUGUGUUUUGAGUCACGUGAUAAGGAGCAAAAAUUUAAGGCAUUCGACUUGUUUGCUAAUCUGGGAAAACUCGAUUUAGUCAACAACAAAUCUAUAGAAACUUUGUUUCCAAUGGGGUAUGAAUCCUUGUGCUUGGCACUGCAAUUGGUGUCAAUACAAGGCAAGCAGAUGAUGCUGGUGGCAACUGCAGACAAUCGGUUGUCGCUAUUUUGUAAGCAAGCAAUAGUCGGGUCGUGUAGUAUUCCAAUAAUCGUACAAUCGAUUACAACAGCAGUAGUCAACAAGAAUACUAUUGCUCUAUUGCAAUCGAUUGAUUCCUCUGUAUGUAUUGUGAAUUGUCAUCAGUUUGAAGUAGUCGGCAACUACAGUAGGGUGGUCAAGUGGUUAGUCGGGGAUUUUACUCGCAAAGGACACCAACUGUUAAUCUUGUUUAUGUCAAACUCUGUGGAACACGGAUUUGUGUUGACAGAUUUUGAGUGUAGUUAUUCGACUUCAUCGUUUACUGACAGCUGUGCGGAUGAAACGUCUGAGAAUGCCGAUCAAGAGGAUACUAGUUGCCCAAAUGGGCUGAUUCAAGCACUCGAAGCUUUGCAAAAUAGAUUGGUAACAGCCAAAGUACAGCUUGUUGACAAGAAGAUGCUUUUAUGCAACAAGAAACGUCUUUUGCAAGGGGCUGCAAUGCAACUCCCCAGACUCGCCACUGAUUGUGAAAAUGAUUCGACAUUGAAAUGGUUUACUGACUCAUCGUUAGUUAAACUGAUUGGUGAAGAUGACAAACGAUCUAGUAAGAAAGAUGACUACCACAGCAAUGCAAGCAAAGAGUUACCUUUGAUAGUUGUCGGUGAGUUUCAGCGAAAUGUGUAUAACAAGUGGGUGUUAGCAAUAGACGUGGAAAACAUAUCCAAGUAUGAUAUCGAUAACCUUGCUUUUGAUCUCGUUUCUCUUGUUGGUAGUGAUGGUACAUCAUCACACUUUCGAUCCAAAUCUUACAUGAAUUUGAAAUCAUCAGCGGAAGACGAAAGUGCUGACCAAUUGGAGUCUGUGCCUGAGUCGUCACCAAAACGAAAACGACUUGACGUUGACGUUGUCAAGUUUGACACCAAGAAUAGUGCUUCAAGCAUAGUUUUGUGUUCUGGUCAUCAAGCUACAUUACUGACUGUAACAGACUGCCCAACAUUUAAGAGCACGUCAAAAAUGAUUGCAACUGUGUGUGUAAGCUUUAGGAUUAUGGACUCUUCCAAAGCAUCAGUUUGUAGCUCACAACAAAGACAGUCAGAAAUUUUGAUGUUACACCAUCAGUUUGGGUUGUCUUUACAUCAGCUUGUCGAUGAUGCCUUUACUGUCAAGACAACUGCUGAUCUUAUAGAGUGUUGUAGUUGCAAACAUGCUGAGCAAGAUCGUUUGUCUUUUCAUGCAGUAGCACUGACUUGCUCGCUGACUGUUCAAGUGGCCGCCAGUUGUGUAGUCCAUCAAGUAGUGCAGUCUGUCUGUAGAGAAUUUGGAAUGAAUGUUGGUGACAGUCACACAGUAAGUACAAGUAAUAUGUUCAAACUUGCCAAUUUGUCUGAGCGGCAAUAUGAUAUACUGAUCACAAUUGGGACGGUUGAUGACAAGUCACAUUCCUUUCGAAUUCAUGUCUUAUAUCAUUCUGCGACAGACCUUUCUUGCUUCCUGUGCUAUUUGUGUCGUAGUCUGCCUCCUGAUGCUGUUGUUUAUUGUUCAACCCAUGAGAGGUGUCAUCCAGGGAACUUGAUAACGAUAGAGGAGGAAACACAAAGAUUAACUGACUUUCUACAACAUGUGAUAAUUGACUCGAGAGGUAGUGAUAACGUGUCUCUUCGAUGUUAUUUGGGUGGCUACAAAGUUUAGUGGUGUAAGAAAAUUAUCCAACUUUUUAGUUGUAUGUGCAAUACAAGUACACGUUAUAUUGAUUGCCUGCUAGUGGUAUAGUGUCAGUACUGCUAGACGUAUGUAUCGUAUAGGUAUGUUUACGUGUAGAAUGGCAGGGAGAUGACAUGCUCAGACAGUUGUCAGUACAUUUGGUGGCUAUUUCAUA